Oncorhynchus nerka (sockeye salmon) is the source of this 369-nucleotide messenger RNA. Its product is annotated as leukotriene B4 receptor 1-like. The record is from RefSeq and is a predicted model, not a curated record. NCBI's taxonomy places the organism in Eukaryota, Metazoa, Chordata, Actinopteri, Salmoniformes, Salmonidae. The transcript has a single exon. Gene Ontology annotation, cellular component: plasma membrane. Gene Ontology annotation, molecular function: complement component C5a receptor activity; G protein-coupled receptor activity. Bases 1 to 369 code for a protein of 122 amino acids. Gene Ontology annotation, biological process: phospholipase C-activating G protein-coupled receptor signaling pathway; complement receptor mediated signaling pathway; positive regulation of cytosolic calcium ion concentration.
AUGGCCACCCUACUUGUCCAAACGCUGCUGGGAUUUGUAGUUCCCUGCUGCAUCCUGGUGGCGUCCUACUUCUACCUCCACAGGAGGGUGAGCCAGGCGGCCCUGUUCAGGCAGCGGACGGCGACCAAGCUGGUCAUCUGCAUCGUUGUGUCCUUCUUCUGCUUCUGGACUCCACUGCACCUGUUCAACCUGCUGGCCCUGGUGAACUUGGCCGUGCAGAACGAGGUUGUGGAGAAUGUGUGUGACUCAGCUUGGAAUGUCCUCAUGGGUUUCACCAUCAUCAACAGCUGCCUCAACCCUUUCCUCUUCAGGAAUUCCCAGGGCAAGCCCCCACCCCACCACCACAUGACCCUGACUUCCAUUGAGUAG